Molecule: messenger RNA, 883 nt
Organism: Tauraco erythrolophus (red-crested turaco)
Lineage: Eukaryota; Metazoa; Chordata; Aves; Musophagiformes; Musophagidae
Source: RefSeq, a predicted model, not a curated record
AAAGAAGUUCUGGUAUGACAGCCCUACCCUGGGAUCUAAAAUGAUGUAUAAACCAGCUGAGUUGGCCUCUGUAGUGAAAGACGACCAGACAAGAACUAGGAAAGGAGAUAACAUGCGCUGCAAAGUCUUGAAUGGUCUCCUUUGGAAAGCUGUGACAGAGAUGAUGUCUACCUGUGAAGUUAAUCAAGAAAUUUAUGAUCUCAAGCUGGAAAUCUGCAAGGUGUCCCUGGCAUCAAACUUUUCAGCGUGUCGUGUGUACUGGAAUCCUGCUGCUACUAUGGAGAAAGAAAGUUAUGUCGAAAGUGUCCUGCAGAAGAGUGCUCCACGUAUACGGUAUCUUCUGAUGAGUCAGCAGAUUCUAGCAAAUGUACCCCCGAUAGUGUUUGUGAAAGACAAAGAAGCUGCAGCUGUAAAAGAGGUUGAGGAAUUAUUGUCAAUUGCUGAUUUUGGACCUCCAGAAGAAGAAGGAACGUUAUCCGAAAAUGAUUCUAGUAAAGUGUUCCCUUCAGCAACUCAGUCUUCAGAUUCACCCAUGCGGUCUAAUCUUUUUGGUAUCGAUCAUGAACUGCUGAACAAGCAGAUAAUGGACUACAAAAGACUGAAAGUGUCAAGAGACAGAGAAAACGUUGCCUGGACAGAAGAGCAGGAGCAGCAGCUUUCAAAGAUUCAAAAGAAAAUGAAAAAGAAAAAACCAAGGAAUCCUCCCGAUGAUGACGUUACACCACAGAAAUACUUACUGGACAGAUAUGAAGCUGAUUACUGGGAUGGUGACACUGAAUCAGUCUCGGACUAUGAGCUGGAGGAUGAAUUACAGGAAGAGGUAAACGAAUCGGAGGCAGAUGAUGGCAAAACUCGAAGUCAGCCUACUGAUAAACUGAAAUGA